This is a messenger RNA of Mytilus californianus (California mussel), 3016 nucleotides long. RefSeq names its product estradiol 17-beta-dehydrogenase 2-like. The transcript has 7 exons. NCBI's taxonomy places the organism in Eukaryota, Metazoa, Mollusca, Bivalvia, Mytilida, Mytilidae. The coding region runs from base 167 to 1417 and encodes 416 amino acids. The record is from RefSeq and is a predicted model, not a curated record. Gene Ontology annotation, molecular function: oxidoreductase activity.
UAUUAUACCCGCAACAUCCUGUCAACUGAAAUGUUUAAAUUAGAAAAUAAACAACAAAUUGUGUACUCCCACCGUUUUACAGGAAGUCGAUCCAGAUGGUACCUCUUCAUGUGAAAUACUAUACUGACGUAAACGGUAUAUAGUUGUAUUUAGAAGUCAAGUCAAAAUGACAGUAUUGUUUGAUUCUGAUAAUUCUAUCAAAUAUGGAAUGGUCAGGGAAAUUCAGCAAAGAGUUGAGUUAAAACCAAUCAGCAUGGACAUGAUGAUAAAUCUGUCCUGGGCUACCACUUCUAUUUCUAUCUACAUCCUGUAUGCAACUGUACUUUUACAUUGGUACAAAUCUCACAUGAUACAACUGAGGUUAAAGGACAUUAAUGGACUAUUGGUGUUAGCAGGCCUGACUUUAUGUCUGGUGAAAUAUGGACUGGAACUUCAAGGAAGCUUGGUACUUUUACUUGGGAUUGUGGUGUCCUAUUUUCAGCUGUCACCAGUUAUCCUCCCAAUCAACAAUAAAGCUAUACUUAUAACAGGUUGUGACCGUGGUAUUGGCAAAGCUUUAGCCAAAUAUUUAGACAAGGCAGGAUUCAAAGUUUAUGCUGGUUGUUUGGAAAAUGAAGGGCAUGGAAAACAAGAUCUGACGAAUUCCUGUUCAUCAAGACUUCAAACAAUCCAACUUGACGUGAGCAAUGAAAUUCAGAUAAAAACAGCUGCUGCUAUAGUACAGAAAGACCUUGAAAUUUCAGGUAUGAAAUUAUGGGGAGUAAUAAACAAUGCUGGUAUUUGUUUCAUUGGUAAUGUUGAGAUGAUGGUAACAGAAGACAUUCAUAAAAUACUAGCCGUGAAUUACCUGGGACCAGUUACUGUGUGUAAACACUUCCUACCACUUCUGAGAGAAAGUCAAGGCAGAAUUGUCAAUGUUGCAAGCAACUGUGGCCUGGCACCUGUACCACUCAUGGGACCAUACUGUGCUUCUAAGUCAGCACUGGCUACAAUGUCAGAAGUAUGGAGAUAUGAAUUCAAAAUGUGGAAAAUAAAAGUCUGUACAAUCAUCCCUAGUGGAUAUAAAACAGGUAUCAUGGCUUAUGACAAGGCUGCAGUGGCAGAAAGGUGGUGGAAAGGAGCAAGUAAAUCUGUCAAGGAAAAUUACGGCAAAGACUGUUUCUACAUUAAACAUAAGCUUAAAGAUCCAGAUGCUUAUCUGAACCCAGACUUCACUGAAAUUUUAGACAAUAUAAAUCUAGCACUGUUGUCAGUCAGUCCAAAGUCUCAUUAUUACAGCGGAUUACUCUCUAGGGCAUUGCCGUUCCUCUACCUGCAUCUACCAUCCUGUAUUGGAGACAGAGUCAUGUCAAUAAUGGUCAACUGGUUUGACUUUGUACCAAAAGCUUUAUCACAACAGCCUAAAUCAUGUCACUGAUUAACAGUUGUUUAACAAAUGACAAUUAAACAUCAACAGUUCCGUUAAAUCAAAACACUGAUUGAAUGAUUGAUGGCUGUUUAAUCAAAAUAUUGUAACCUCAGGACAUGAAUAAUGGUGCGUAAAUAAUUUAUUACAAAGACAUCACUGUGAUUAUUGGAGAGUGAAAUUUUUCAUUAGCCACACACAUAAUAUAUGGAUUUGAUGAACAACUAAAACAGUAUUGUUUUAUUUGUCAAGAUAUUGUAAGACUGAAUUUGUUACCGUUCACAAUUUUCAAAUCAUUUAAAUUCAAAUAACAAUUGAUUAAAUAUUUGUGAAAUAUCAGAAUUGUCUCGAAUGAAUUUAAAAAAAAAUCAUGUUCAAUAUCAAAACCAAUACUUAACUGUUAUUCUUAUAACAAUUACAGAUGGUGAUAAAGGGAGGUAAUUACAUAUCAAAUUCAGAGUGGUCAAAUAAAAAAUGAAACACAAGGACCUUACUUGUUAAGAUAAAUCAUCCUUAUGGUCUAAUUUUUAAAUAAAGAAAAAUAGAAAAUUUGGAGAUACAUUCUGUUAAUUCCAUUUAUAGUUUCUAAAUCAAUUAAAUAUUGAGUGUUUGUCUUCAAAACGGAUAAAAAAAAACAUAACAUAUAUGAGUGCCUUUACACAACACUCUUUCUGUGAUGAAUAUUGUUAAUCUUAUUUUUUGUUUGUGUGUUUUAUAAUGAAGCUUAUGUAUUGUCAGAAACACUCUGACACACCAGUACACUUUUGUCAGAAACUCUGACACACCAGUACACUUUUGUCAGAAACUCUGAUAGACCAGUACAUUUUUGUCAGAAACUCUGAUACACCAGUACAUUUUUGUCAGAAACUCUGAUACACCAGUACACUUUUGUCAGAAACUCUGAUACACCAGUACACUUUUGUCAGAAACUCUGACACACCAGUACACUUUUGUCAGAAACUCUGAUACACCAGUACAUUUUUGCUGGUACUAAACAAAACAUUUUAUUUUAUAACCUAUACAAACUAAUUCAAUAUUUCUGAAUUGAGAUUUUUAUGUUUUCAUGGUUAAAAAUGUCUGUGUAUAAGAAAUAAUUUAAAAUAAUUUACAUUCAAGUUCAAUUUAGCUGUUUAUAUCUAAAAAUAACACGACUAUUAUGUUACACCUCAGACAUAUGCUAAUUUUUGUCUCUUCAAAAAACCUGAAUCAAGUAUGCCAUUGCAAAUUUUCUUGUUAUUGUAUUUUCAUCAUUUUAUUUUGGUGGAAAAUAUCAUUUCCAAAGGUCAAAAGUAAGAAUGGGUUCAGAAAGGUUAAAACUUCAGGAUGGCCACUUUGCCCUCAAUACAUAGUAGACAUUUUUAUAAGACUUGCACAUAAAAUACACUGAUAAAGUGUUAAGCUUUUGUAGUCAAUAUUUUUACAAAAUGUUGGUUUGAAUUGAGUGGGUGAUUUAUGUAAAAUGCAAACAGUUGUCUUGAGUUUGUGCUAGUCAUAAUUAGACAUACCGGUAAUUUAUUUAUUUAGUCGUUUUUUUAUUUUGUUAAAGAUAUAAUUUAUAUUAUUUGUUGUUAUAGUAUGUUGAAUGUUAAAAAUAAAAUGUUAAAAAAAUUA